Molecule: messenger RNA, 1532 nt
Organism: Moneuplotes crassus
Lineage: Eukaryota; Ciliophora; Spirotrichea; Euplotida; Euplotidae
Source: the annotation of a GenBank genome assembly
GAAUUAUACUCUAAUGCCUGAUUAUUAGUGCAGCACAGAAAUAUAAAAGGAGCUAGUCGUAUUUAUAAGAAUAAAUGGAAAAUAUUUUUCGCAAAGCUACUAUUUCUUUUAUUCCCCAACUAUAAGUUUAGAAUAAACUAUGAAGCUAGCACGAAGGGAUUGCUUAACUCAAGAUGAUAAUUUUUUCUUUCAAAAAUGCUGCUUAAAAGAUCAUACCAAUAUUAAUCAAAAAUUACAAAAGGAUCAAAUCGCCAUUGAGAUCACUACAAUUGCCAAAAUCAUCACUCAAUACUCUCAAGCCCCCCAAAUCUCAUCUACUCAAAAGCACACUCGCGAACUCCUCCACACCACACUCCUCGAACAAACCCAACUCAAGUCUGAACUCUCUCUGUACAAGCGCUUCAUCGUUCCCUCUCUUCUAUUGCUACUCUUGCUAGUAACUGUGAGAAGCUUUUACUCCUUUGAAGUAUGUGAAAAAGGGCUGGAUACCAAAGUGGCUUGUGAAAUUCCCCAAGAUGAAAUACAGAUUAACAGUACAGUACUAGGACCAGAAAUUGAAGUUCAAUAUGCACAAGCUAUGCCAGAAAGAUUUCAUGAUGAUGAACUGAAAAAUCAUCUGGAUAUGCAGAUGGAAAAGUUAAAGGAACUUGAAAGCAAAAUCAAUCUACUUCCUCACAAGCUUAAUAUAUCUGCAUCCCAGCUUAUAAAUGAUAAAAACUAUGAGCCAGAAAAUAAUUUAAUCAAGACAUCUGAACAAAACCCUCAGAACAAUGAAGAAAUAUGCAGCUGUUCCAACAGAGUUAUUUUUCAAGAAUAUCAAGAUAGCAUUCUUCAAAGAAUAGAAGAGAAAUUAAGAGAAACAAAUAAGUGCUAUUGUGAUACUCAACAAAAUCUUCAAUUCUACACAUUGUGGAACAAGAUCUUAACUGAGGAUGUCAAAACUGUAGAGUCUAGCACAAAAAUCAUCAAAGAAAUGUUUGGUCUAAUCAAAAAGAUCGAUCAUAAAGUAACAGAUAUCAGCAAAUACACCACAAAAAGCCACAAACCACUAGUCUGCAAAGGUGACUACAACUCUCUGGUCAUCCAAGCCUUUGGUCUUGAAAAGAACCCUUAUUCUACUAAAGCUGGUUCACGGUGGGCUGGCUUCACUUCAUUAUUAGCUUUGGGCUGUUGAUAAUAGGAACGAUAUGGUCUAUUCUUAUUUAUAUUCCCUUGAAAUUAAUGGAAGGAAUCAUAUUCUGCUUUAUGAUGCUAUAUUACUUAUUGUCAGCUAUAAUUUCAAGUAUUUUGAAUGUUCUGAAGUAUAUUAUACUUUUAUUGAUCGAUCUCAGCUCAAAUGAUAAAGUAAUGAUUCCAACAAUAAUUAUUUCGUUGUUAAUUUUAGUAAUUUAUUUAAUCCGCAGAACCAAAUAUUAGAAGAAAAAAUAAAUUCCAUGAGAAGAUGUAGAUAAACCACACAAAAAUCUACCUGGAGAAGAUAUCAACCCCAAAAAAAUCCAAAAACCCUCUAAUAUCCCCUCCAUAAUCCCCCU